Molecule: messenger RNA, 783 nt
Organism: Aspergillus niger
Lineage: Eukaryota; Fungi; Ascomycota; Eurotiomycetes; Eurotiales; Aspergillaceae
Exons: 3
Coding region: 1-783 (260 amino acids)
Biological process (GO): transcription by RNA polymerase III
Cellular component (GO): RNA polymerase III complex
Source: RefSeq, a predicted model, not a curated record
AUGUCCCGAUUCGGCGCAAAGAAAGGCAGAAAGCUCCCCGGAGCCGAAUUCACUUGGGAGGCAGAUCCCAGCGGAGAACCUGAUACGGCGCCGACGCCUUUGUUCCCGGUUCUAAUCAUGUCUCUCUACAACCAGAAAUACACCGUCCCCCGCGCCAGACCUCUCACCUCGCAGGAACAAUUGCAGGUGGAUUUCUAUCGUACUCUCCGGGAACGGUUCCACGAUGGCCCGUAUUACUCGAUUCUGGAGGGGGCGGGGUCGACGAUGAAGAAGGAUAGCGCGGCGCGGGUGAACUUCGAUCCGUUUCAUGGCAUGCCUAGUUAUUCGGGCAAGUAUCAGAAAAAGAAGAGGGCGUUGCCGAGGUUACAGGGGAGACAGUAUGUGAUGAAGUUCUUCCCCCGGGAAUUGUGGCAGACAAUUCAGCCGACGUUCAAGCCCGAUGCCGCGAUGGAUGGGUACGUGCCGCAGGUGGCGCGGGCCGGGGUGAAGCGGGGAUUCGAGGACGAUGAUGAAGAGGAAGAUGAGGAUGCGGCGAAGCGGGCGAAGGCUGGUGGUGAGGAGGGUGAAGGAGCUGAGGAUGAUGAUGACGGGGACGGGGAUAUCCUGGAUCCGGAGGAGGAGCAAGAAGGGGAGGAGGAGAUUGAAGAUGAUGACUUUGAGGAUGAUGAUGAUGAGAUGGGUGGGGAUUAUAACGCUGAGCAGUACUUUGAUGGUGGUGAUGAUGAGUAUGGGGAUGAUGGGUUCGGAGAUGGUGGUGGUGGAGGGGAGGAGGAUACUUAUUAG